CUUUCGAACAUUUUUGGAUAAUCUUCACCUUUCACUUUCGUUGUAUUAAAAAUUAAUCUAUGUAUUUUGUUUGUUGACGUCUAUGUCUUAUUUGAUAAGGUUACCACUAGAACGUUCUCCAUUAUAUUUCAGAAGAUUUCCUUCAAGUUGCUCUAGAUUACAUACAGUCAUGUCUGCAUCUGAAUUCUACAAUUUGAAAGCUGAGAAACCAAAUGGACAGGAGUACAGCUUUGAUACUCUCAAGGACAAAGUCGUAUUAGUCGUAAACACUGCUAGCAAGUGUGGCUUCACACCACAAUACACUGGUUUAGAAGAGCUCCACCAGAAGUACAAAGACAGGGGCUUGGUUGUCUUGGGAUUCCCGUGCAACCAAUUUGGUGGCCAGGAGCCUGGUACAGACGAUGACAUUGACAACUUCUGUAAAAUUAACCACGGCGUUAGCUUCCAAUUAUUCAAGAAGUCUGAUGUAAACGGUGAUAAGACAAAUGAAGUUUUCAAGUACCUCAAAGAUAAGAAAUCUCAAUUGGGAUUGACCAGGAUAAAGUGGAACUUCGAGAAAUUUUUGGUUGACAAGCAAGGAAACGUCGUGAACAGAUACUCAUCAAUGGCUAAGCCAUCAGACAUUGGUAACGAUGUUGAGAAGCUCCUUUAAAGUUUGUUUUAAAAAUAAAUUUUUCGUAAAACUACAUUAAUAUAAUUACGUCAUUA
Messenger RNA from Wallemia mellicola CBS 633.66, 708 nucleotides. RefSeq names its product peroxiredoxin HYR1 (gene Gpx1). Bases 170 to 652 code for a protein of 160 amino acids. Gene Ontology annotation, biological process: response to oxidative stress. The transcript is spliced from 4 exons. The record is from RefSeq and is a predicted model, not a curated record. Lineage: Eukaryota; Fungi; Basidiomycota; Wallemiomycetes; Wallemiales; Wallemiaceae. Gene Ontology annotation, molecular function: glutathione peroxidase activity.